Magallana angulata is the source of this 2900-nucleotide messenger RNA. RefSeq lists its product as uncharacterized. The transcript has 16 exons. The record is from RefSeq and is a predicted model, not a curated record. The coding region runs from base 83 to 2062 and encodes 659 amino acids. Lineage: Eukaryota; Metazoa; Mollusca; Bivalvia; Ostreida; Ostreidae.
GUUGAUUUCGUGUAUUUGUAAUACUGGUAUUGAAGUGUGGGAAGAAGAUAAAUAAUACACAGGUGAAACAGAAUUCCUCAAAAUGUCAAAAGGGAUCUGCUCCUGGACGAUGGACAUUGAACCUUAUCCUGAUGAUGACCCUGAGCCAUAUCCAGAUGACAGUAUUGAAGAUGAAAUUGAAUCUUAUAGUGAUGAUAACCAAGAAACCUGUGAUACCCAGGCUAUAAAGUUUCAUGAGAUAAGAAAGAGGUUAUCAUCUUGUCCUGAUAAUUGUACUUGGAGACUCUCAAGGCAAGAGUUCCAGGAAAUUAGCAAGAAUAGACCAAAAAGUCAAAUGGAUCAUGCACAGUGGCUAUUGGAUUAUUUCUUUGAACAUGCAACAGAGGAGAAUGUUUGUCAUCUAAUAUGUGGAAAAGAAGUUUGUGAAAAGUGUUGGAGAGAAGUACAUAAAGUUUCCCCUUACAAGUACAACAAGUACCUAGGUGAAAGCCGACAAGGAGUUAGAGGAAAAAUUCAUGGAAAUAAAGGAUCAAUUAAGCCUUCCAUUGAACAUACUGAGAGCAUAGGAUGGUUCCAGAAUUUUGUGAGUGACAUAGGAGAACAUAUGCCACACCAAGAAAAAGUUACGCUACCUGCUGGAAUGAAGAAAACAGAUGUGUGGAAGCUAAUGACUUCUGACCUUGACAGUCAGUCUUUGGCAAAGUCAUCAUUUAUGAAGAUAUGGAAGAAUUCUUUUUCUAAUAUAACCAUUGUCAAGGAAAACCCAUUUUCAAAGUGCCACAUCUGCACAACUUUACAUUUUGAGUAUGAACAAUGUGGAAGAUAUGACAAAGAAGGCAAGAAGCUUAUAAUAGACAAGAAGAGAGAACACUGGGAAUAUGUUAGGAAACAGAAGGAGGCAUACUACAUGAGAAGAGAGGCGUCAUGUUUGUAUCCGAAGCGCUUCCUGACGAUAAUCAUUGACGGAAUGGACCAGAAGAAAACUAACAUUCCCAUUCUUUACACCAAAGCAAGAAAUUCGAAACAGAUUUCGAAUCUGCAGCAAGUAAGGACACACUUGCUGGGCGUAUUGGUCCACAGAGAUUCAGAAACUUCAGGAAUGAGAAAAGUUGGAUUUGGCCAUUUUGAUUUGAUGCAAUAUCCACAUGAUGCCAAUCUGAACUUGACUGUUCUGCUAGAAACAUUAUGUGAGUUCAAAGAUGCACUAGGAACAGAGCUUCACCUGCAAACAGACAGUGCUUCGGAUAACAAAAACAAGACGGUCUUGGGCUUCUUAGGAUUGCUAGUGCAUUUGGGCAUAUUUGAGGAGUGUUACCUGCACAUGCUCCCAGUUGGCCAUACACAUGAGGACAUAGACUCUAUGUUUUCAAAUUUUUCAAGCUCUUUAAAAGGCGACAUUAUGACCCUAGAUGACCUGCUUCAAGCUUUUCAAAAGCUAUCAUAUGUUGAGCGAGGAAAGAUGGUAAAAUUGGUUUGGGAUUUUAAGGGAUGGAUGGAAAAUAGCCUGAUCAACAGCCACGGUCUUGGGGAUCAAUUUGAAUUUCGGAUCCACACAGUUGACAAAGAAAGAAGGAUACCAAUUUUCCACUAUAGAAAGGGCGAGGGAGAACGGUGGAUGCCGGAUGCAGCUGAUGACACCACUUAUGAGGUUCAUCAGGAUAGGUGUGGAAUACUGAUAUUCAAGGACAUGGAUUUUCUACAAAGAGCCCCAGAGUGUGUUGCUCCAACGGACAAGAGCAUGUAUCUGGAUCGGAUUUUAAAAGAAACAUGCCCAAAACUACUGAAAUCUGGCCUGCUUACUUCCACAGAGCAGCAAUGGUGGGAGAAUUUUUCAUCGGAGGUCAUGACGUAUCUUAAGACUUCAAGAAAUGUGGAUUUCCCAUUGAUUCAUUUGAUUGAAAGUGUGAAAGAGAUACCAGAAACUCUGAUGUCCCAUCCAGUGGAGACGAGACUUCAAGAGCUCGAGGACAAGGCAAUGAAAAGAGCCCUGGUAUACACUGGUAACUAUUUACCUCCGAAAAAGAGGAAAGCGGCAGAGAAGAGCAAAAAGCAGAGAAAAUAAUAAAUUAAGCAAUUCCAAAGCACAACAUUCUUUAGUAUUUUUUAAAAUGCUUUCCGAUAGCAUUUACAUUAAUUAUGGAAUGAAAAAAAAAUCCAAAACUCUAAAUUGAUGCUUGCUGAUAGGUUUGGAAAAGAAAAUAUUUGCAUUUCCCUGUAACAUAAACAGGUGCUUAAUGUAGCAUUUGAUGUGUUGAUCUAUUUCUAAUAUGUUGCCAUUCUAUAUCAGUGCACAAACGCAUAAUAAUUAGUUUUGCAAAGUGACUAUUAGUUGAUGCUUGAAGAUAUGGACCUUAAACAGUUGUUAAUUUUUUGCAUUCGAGAGACAACAAAAUUGCAAUUAUCAAAUUUUAUGCUUUCAUUGAGCAACUAACGUACUGACAAACAAAAAAACCCAGCUAAUUCCUGCAUUGAAAAACUUAUCAUAAUCAAACGACACCCAAUACAUGGCCCCGGGGCCAUAAAACUUAGACGAGCUCACUUUUGAUCUCAAUCUCACUUUUCUACUAUGUGUUCCUUUUGUAAAAGUGAGACUGAGAUCAAAAGUGAGCUCAUCUAACUUUUAUGGUCCCAGGGCCUGGUUUGAACCACUGAAAAUACAUCCAAUACCUACAUUUAAUCACUAUAAAUUCUUCCAAUGCCUGCAUUGAGUGUCUCUUCAGUCUUCCAAUGCCUGCAUUGAGUGACUCUUCAGUCUUCCAAUGCCUGCAUUGAGCGUCUCUUCAGUCUUCCAAUGCCUGCAUUGAGUGACUCUUCUGUCUUCCAAUGCCUGCAUUGAGCGUCUCUUCAGUUUUUCCAAUGCCUGCAUUGAGCGACUCAUCAGUCUUCCAAUGCCUGCAUUG